AUGAAAGUAUCAAUCAUUCUAGCUACUUUGGUUGUCCUUAUCGCUGUGUCCUAUGUCCAUGGACAGUCAACUAAUACUACGACCACGGAAGCAACUACAACGACUACCACGGAAGCGACAUCCUCAUCGGCAACAUCGUCUUCGGCAACGGGCGGCAAAAGGAAGAAAGUCUAUGUUAGCAAUUUGACCUACACAGCCGUACGUAAGAUUAGGGUAGGAUCAACAACCACCUCCAGCACAAGAUCGACACGGACUCGCAAUGGUCGCUAUCGUGCACGCAAUGGACGCCGGGUCAAUGCUCGUCGUACUGGUCGUAGUGGCCGCAGGAAUAACCGAAAUGUACGUGUUGUUCGCGGUUAA
This is a messenger RNA of Drosophila willistoni, 360 nucleotides long. RefSeq names its product protein new-glue 3. The record is from RefSeq and is a predicted model, not a curated record. Bases 1 to 360 code for a protein of 119 amino acids. NCBI's taxonomy places the organism in Eukaryota, Metazoa, Arthropoda, Insecta, Diptera, Drosophilidae. The transcript has a single exon.